AUGGCAAUAGAUUCUACACAUUAUAUCAGAUUGCAGUUAGUAAAAGAAGACAAAGAUUCAAAACUCAGAAGUAGUAUUUCGAGUCCGCCAUUAGGAUGCAGAGAAAGUUCAUUAUUGAGAAAAAUAGGGAUCCAUGUCUAUUUCAAGAAAGAGCUUGAUCAACAUAUGAAUAGCAUCCAAGCACGCGGUGUGAUUUAUACUCUGCUACAGCUAACUAAUAAGCAGAAACGCAACGGUGUCAUAGCAAUCUCAACGGGAUAUUUCGCUCAAACUCUUUGUUAUUUUGGACAGAAGUUUAGAGUACCAGUGACAGUAGUGAUGCAGAAAUCAACGGCACAGGAAAUAGUUGAUAAGUGUCAAUAUUUGGGAGCAACAGUAAUUGCUCAGGGUGACAAUAUAAUAGAAGUACAUAAUAUCGCUUUGCAAAUUGCCAGGACAAAAGGUUUAUGUUACCUUGACGGAAACGAUCAUCCAAAUAUGAUUAUUGGCCAAGCUACUUUGGGCCUAGAAAUUUUUGAACAAUUAGAUUUUGAAAAGAAAAUUGAUGCAGUGAUAUUGCCGACGACGAUCGAUGCUUGUGGAGUAACCAUGACUAUUGCUAUCGCUAUCAGAAACUGGAAUCCAAAUAUAAAAAUUAUCAAUGUAUAUGUAGGAUAUAAAAAUUUUCUUAAAGACAUAAGGUUAUAUUUGUUCGAUCGAGUUGUUCUGGUACCUGAAACACUUGUUCAAAAAGCUGCCAAUUUUCUACUAACAAAAGAAAAUUUCAAUGAUUAUUACGCAGCGAUCGCUUUAGCUGGAAUUCUAACUGGUAACCUGCACGAUUUAAUAAAAGAAAAAAGUGUGCUGAUACCUCUAUUUGGCAAAAAGGAUAACUCUAACAACUUCAUGGAUAAAUCAAGUUUGCAGCCUGAUUCUUCCUCUUAA
Molecule: messenger RNA, 924 nt
Organism: Acromyrmex echinatior (Panamanian leafcutter ant)
Lineage: Eukaryota; Metazoa; Arthropoda; Insecta; Hymenoptera; Formicidae
Biological process (GO): L-serine catabolic process; L-threonine catabolic process
Molecular function (GO): L-serine ammonia-lyase activity; threonine deaminase activity
Source: RefSeq, a predicted model, not a curated record